Monodelphis domestica (gray short-tailed opossum) is the source of this 2025-nucleotide messenger RNA. RefSeq names its product transmembrane protein 52B (gene TMEM52B). The record is from RefSeq and is a predicted model, not a curated record. Lineage: Eukaryota; Metazoa; Chordata; Mammalia; Didelphimorphia; Didelphidae.
UUUAAUACCCAGCAGUCACUCUGGGGUUGUAGGGGAAAGAGAAGGAAUAUUAUUGUUUUCUUGGCAAAAAGGAAAAUUAGUAUUGGAAUUGUAUGGCUUGUGAGCAAACACCUUUUGCUUUACCUUCUCUCCCCAGUCAAGAAAACCAAUAAUACAUAGGAAAAAUAACUGGCAUGGAGAACAGAUGGGUCUGACCUGAAUCAUUUUUCACAGGAAAAAGGAGAGAAGAAAGCAGGACUAGACAGAAAGGAAACAGGAAGUAAAAUGAGGCAAUAAAGGAGGAGCAAACUCUGAUCAAAGAAAGGAAAGAGAAGAUAUGAAAGUAAAAAGGUUGUAAAAAAUAAGAUUUGAAAGAGGCAAGUGGCGGUUCAUUUAAGUGGAGAGUCUCUCUUCUUCAUAGUCCUUAGGUCCAGGAGCCUGAGAUGGCUCAGGAUUUUGAAAGAAGACAGCAAGUAGACACUACAUGAUUCAGAAGACAUAGAAACUCAACACCAUGGACAACCAUCUUCUGUUUGUGAGUUUCUCUACUCUGGUGUGUCUUUCCCAGCUUCCUUGGGUGACUUGUGAAGAGAACUGUGUGGCUCCUGAGCACUGUUUGACCACUGACUGGGUCCAUCUCUGGUAUAUCUGGCUGCUAGUAGUGAUUGGUGCCCUAUUCCUUCUGUGCGGCUUAACCUCAAUCUGCCUCCGCUGUUGCCUCAGACGGCAGCAGACAGGAGAGGAGGUGGGUCCACCACCGUAUGAAGUGACAGUCAUUGCCUUUGACCAUGACAGCACCCUUCAGAGCACCAUCACUUCUCUUCAAUCAGUCUUUGGACCAGCAGCCCGUCGGAUCUUGGCAGUAGCUCACUCUCACAACCCCAUGCAGAUACCUUCCUUGUCUUCCACCCUGGAGAUGCCUCCAGGCUAUGAGGAAGCUCUUCAUAUGAGUCGAUUCACAGUGUCUAGGUGUGGACAGAAAGCUCCUGAUCUGGCUCCAGUGCCUGAAGAGAAGCAACUUCCCCAUAGGGAGAAGGACCUUCCCCAACAACAUGCAGAGGAUGCUCCUACUUGACAGUCUUCUGGGGUCAAGGUCGUAGUCUGUGUAUAUGUAACUCUAGUUCUUGAAUCUCCCCUAAUAUGCUUACUUCUUUUCUCUUGUCUUCCAGAGGCUACAAUUUGUUCAAAACAAAGGCAUUAAUGAAAUAACGUGAUAAUAAAAAUCAAAAUAGAACAUUCCUUCCCAUAAAUCUAAAGUACCCUCUCCCACAAACACACAUCCCAUCAGAGGUGGGAAACAGGCACAAGAGGAGCACACACAUAGAGAAUGUGUUUCCAAGACUCACAUGUGAUGGGGCAAACCACCUCCAAAGCAGCAGGAUCAUGUAUGGUUUCUGCUGAUAUCUUUAUAUUGCUUUUGGUGGUCUUAUUCCCUGAUUGGUGUAGAAUUUCCACUGGCUUAAUUGUUCUGCUAGUUCCUAAUAUUUUUAUAAUAAUUGAUAGGGAUGUAGUGUUGUCUGGGCACUGUUUUUCUGAUUUCCAGUGAUCUAUUGUUGACUUCUGGGCACAAUAGUCUCUACAGGACAUUGCUCCCUGCUACCAUUUUCUGGGAUUUAGUUCUUUGGAGUCAUUUGCUGGCCAUCUCAGCUCUCACUUAUUAAGGUAGAGCAACUUGAAUCUCUUCCCACUAAGGGCAUAUGGAUACAAUUUUAGUCACAGACACCAUAGCCUAUUAGCAAAAAGCAGAGUGCCCCAUGACUCAUUAAGUCAUCUUUUUCAUCCCUAUAUCUGCAGGGAGAUUGCUGGCCUGUGUUUCAGACAACCAUACUACUUAGGGUUAGCUGUUUAUCAUAUCUUAUCUGGAUUAGCAUGAAAAUGAAUUUGAAGGGGGUUUCUAGGGGGCUCAGUGGAUAGAGAGCCAGGUCUAGAGACUGGUCAGACACCUCCUAGCUUAGUAUUACACCUACUUGGCAUCAAUUCUAAGCCAAAGUUAAAGGAGGAAGGAAGGAAGGAAGGAAGGAAGGAAGGAAGGAAGGAAGGAAGGAA